AUGAAACGUAGAGGGAGAGAAUCAUUGGGAGCUUCAAUACUUAAAGAACAUUUAACUCAAAGUAAUAUGAAUCAACAACGUGCUCUAGAAAUAUUAGAAUCAGAUUCUUCCAAACUCAGUCAAAGUACUAAGUUUAGUAUUGAAGCUGCUAUGGGUUUGCUUAGCCGGAUGGUAGAUGCAGGAUUAAUGAGAGAAGAUGAGGAGUUGUGGUUAUUUGCAAUGGAUUUAUUUGAAGAUCCUGUGAAAAGAGAAAUGUUUAUAAAUGUGCCACAUGAUCAUGGUAGGGUUACAAUGAAUAAUGAAACAAGUAAGAAGAAGCACAAACUGCAUUGUUAUAACUUUUUGUUGGAUUCAACCUAUACAUGUGAUCUAGUUGCUGCAUACUAUUAUAAGCAUAUAUACAAGGAACCAUGCAUGACAUCACCUCAAACGGGACAGGCUUGGAUGAUGGAAGUUUUAAAUGGCAAUCCUAUACGAUGUGUAAAUGCAUUCAGAAUGCAUCCAAAUGUGUUUACGAAAUUAUGUAAAGAGCUUGAAUCAAACUAUGGAUUACAGUCGAGUGAUAGAAUGUCAACUUGUGAGAAGGUGGGGAUAAUUUUGUAUACAUUGGCAUUGGGUUUAUCUAACAGGGAUGUUGGGGAGCGUUUUCAACGUUCUGGGGAGACUAUUAGUAGAGCCUUUCAUGAAGUUCUAGAGGCAAUAGCUGGUAGAGGUAAAGGUUUUCAAGGUUUAGCACGUGACAUUAUAAAACCAAAAGAUCCAACUUUUCAAUUCGUACCACCUCAAAUCUUGAAUGACAAAAGAUACAUGCCGUAUUUCAAGGAUUGUAUUGGAUGUAUUGACGGUACACACAUAGGGGCCUGCAUCCCAGAGAGUCAGCAACUACCUUAUAUUGGUAGAAAAGGGGUACCAACUUUCAACGUAAUGGCAACAUGUGAUUUCGAUAUGUGUUUCACGUUCGUAUCGAUCGGAUGGGAGGGAUCAGCACAUGACACGCGCGUUUUCAUUAACGCGACCCAAAAUAGUAAAUUCAACUUCCCACAACCACCUGAAGGUAAAUAUUAUUUGGUUGAUAAAGGAUAUCCAGAUAGAAAAGGAUACCUUGUUCCAUAUUCCAAGACAAGAUACCAUCAAUCCCAAUUUCAAAGAGAGCCCCCGAAUAAUAUGCAAGAAGCUUUCAACCGUUCACAUUCAUCUUUACGAAGUCAUAUUGAGAGGUCAUUUGGAAUUUUGAAGAAACGAUUUAAGAUACUUGGUAAAAUGCCCAAGUAUAGCGUGCAAACACAAAUUGAUGUUAUCAUGGCUACAUUUGCAUUGCAUAACUAUAUACGUAAUUCUCAAGAAGAUUUCAUGUUUACUGCAAUGGAGCAACAUCCAAACUACAUACCACGCGAUGAACUGCAUGAUGUUCGUAACCAUGACACAAGCACUAGCGGUCUAUUUGAAGGAACAUCGAAUGAGAUGAAACAUGUUCGCAACGAAAUCGCUACUUUGAUAUGGAAUGCACGACAUUAA
Messenger RNA from Helianthus annuus (common sunflower), 1515 nucleotides. RefSeq lists its product as uncharacterized. The record is from RefSeq and is a predicted model, not a curated record. The coding region runs from base 1 to 1515 and encodes 504 amino acids. NCBI's taxonomy places the organism in Eukaryota, Viridiplantae, Streptophyta, Magnoliopsida, Asterales, Asteraceae. The transcript has 4 exons.